AUGGCUGAUUCUGGAGAUGAUUCCGUCGUCAACUCAAGAGUCCAAGGCCGGCCAUUCCUAUACCCCUGGAAUCGCCGCCUGCGCCAUCUACAUGGAAUCUCCUUGCGCAAUCUCCAUGUAACCCCGAGCAGUCCUAAACGACAGGGCAAGACGACGACUGACGAUGACGCUCCCUACAAUCUUGUCAGCCCAGCAAAGCGCGCGCUGCACGAAGAGUCUAAUCCGUCGCAUCUCAUCCACUCGCGCUCAUUCACAAACCUCCCCACUGUGAUCGACGAGGCUGCAAUUGCCGGUGGUCCCCAGAGGGCUGCCACCUCCUUCGAGAGAAAUGAGAAAGGGCAAAUCAGGCCUGGCGGCGCGAGACUUCGCAGAAGAAGCACUCUACAUUGGGCUACGACCAGUCCGCGUGUACGUCAGUCGACGCUGGAAGAUAUGGUGGCCAAGCGCCUGGCCGACACUUGGGUCUCGGUACAUUGUGCAGGCAUUUCCGAACCUGUAUACAUCAGCGAGGUCAUAGAAAGAUCCAUGAAUCCGAGCUUUGCAUUUUUCGACUUGGAGAACAGCGGGCCGAGGAUUUCAAGAUCAGAUGAGUGUACCAUUCGAGUUUGGGCCCGACCUUCCAAGACAGCAGACUACUGCCUGCUUGUUGAAUUGGACUUGAAUCUACGAUCUUUGCAAUUCAUUGGACGAAGCCUGGAGAACUUCCACCACCCCUUGCCUCAAAACUGCGUCUUGCUGCAUUUAUCUGAUGGAAUCUACACGAGCUUCACAGACUUGCCCGCCGAGCCCCAUCCUCCAGUCGAGCAUUCAAUUGAUCAUAGAGCCGGCAAUAGCAAACCGGGCUCUACAUUCGAGGCCCUGAUGCAGCUUGCGAACCUGGACGAGUGUAUUCAAGAUGCUAUCAAGGUACGCUCACAGCUUGAGGAGGACAUCAACAACAUCCUUACACAGGCACACGUUCUCACGGCCGAGGAGGAGGCGGAACCCGGGAUUGACGACGAGAAUCCUCAGGCAAGGACGGCCUUGGCAGCAGAGCAAAGGCAACUUCGACAAUUGAAGAAAAGGCGAGACGAGUUGCAGGAAUCUUUGGAACAGCAGAGGCACGCUCUUGCAUUGGGGCGAGAGGCCGAGAUCGAAUCCAGGACGAUAGUACAAGAAAGAGCAAGGGAGUGCAAGGAGCUCGAAGCUCAACUCAAACAGAUUGGAGCAGACUCCAGCGGUCAGGUUAGACGGAUAUGCGAGUCGCUCCUUGCUAUUUUCCCCAUUGAGCCACUCAAGAAUCGGACGCUUCAGUUCACAAUCCGCGCCAUCCACCUCCCCAACUCGGUUUACAACGACACAAACCGAGACGAGAUUGCUGCAGCCCUUGGCUUCACUGCCCAGCUGGUGCUCCAGUUGGCACUUUAUCUGUCGGUCCAUCUACCAUAUCCAAUCGAACCAUACGGGUCGGCGUCCUACAUUACUGAUCCGAUAUCCAUUGGGCUCAGCCAACGAAGAUACCCACUGCAUCCGACAACCGUCCCUUACAAGUUUGAAUAUGGGGUCUUCUUAUUGAAUAAGGAUAUUGAGUUUCUGAUGAACCGGCAGGGUCUGAGGGUUCUUGAUAUCCGGCACACACUUCCGAACCUCAAGUACCUGCUUUAUGUGUUGACCGCAGGUACCGGUGAGAUGCCCUCGCGGAAAGCUGGCGGUGUUAGAGGACUGAUGGGAGGUCGCAUAACACCAGACAUACUGCGCCGAGCUAGCGAAGACAGUGUCCGGAGUCUGCCGGCACCGCUGAAACAAGAAUCCAACGACAUGAAGACAAUGGUUGGCAGUAGAGAAAAGGAUACUGAUCCCUUUGUGACAACAUCCCCUGCAGUGGGUCUGCCUUACCGACAAGGCUUCUCGGGCACAAGGAAUAGAUGA
Fonsecaea multimorphosa CBS 102226 is the source of this 1908-nucleotide messenger RNA. RefSeq lists its product as uncharacterized. Gene Ontology annotation, cellular component: endosome; lytic vacuole. Gene Ontology annotation, biological process: SNARE complex assembly. Gene Ontology annotation, molecular function: SNARE binding. The record is from RefSeq and is a predicted model, not a curated record. Lineage: Eukaryota; Fungi; Ascomycota; Eurotiomycetes; Chaetothyriales; Herpotrichiellaceae. Bases 1 to 1908 code for a protein of 635 amino acids. The transcript has 2 exons.